AUGUUGUUUCGUUUCGUACUAUUCAUUAUCGCUAUUGCUAACACUCAAGCGCAAACGCGUCUAUGUGGUACGAUGCAAUCAGCUUUCGAAGCUGAUUUUCGUAUUGUUGGCGGUCAGGAUGCAUCCGAUUUUGCUUGGCCAUGGCAAGUUUACAUCUCGGUUAGAGGUCAAUUUACGUGUGGAGGAACUUUAAUCGAUCGACGACAUGUUAUAACAGGCGCCCAUUGCAUUGUCGGUGUAUCAGAUGAUGCCAAUGAUUAUCUUGUUCGUGUCGGUGCACACAAUAUGAUUCGACAAGGUUACUAUGCCGGUACUAUUUACCGUGUUUCAGCAAUCUACGUUCAUGAAGACUAUGUCAGCGCUCAGAAUGGAAAUGACAUUGCUAUCAUAAGAUUGCAGUAUGCCGUUGAUACCAGUGAUACUGUAAAUAUUGUGUGUUUACCACCCAGUGCGUCAUUUGUAGUACCUACGUAUCGACGUGUGGUAAUCACAGGAUUCGGUUUGACUAGCGAAGGUGGCAAGUUACCUUAUACAUUACAGCAAGCAAGUAUACAAAUACUACCAACGUGUGAUGGUAUAUAUUCGCAAUAUAAUCGUUACACACAAAUAUGUGCUGGACUACAAAGUGGUGGUGUGGAUACAUGUCAAGGUGACUCUGGUGGUCCUUUGGUAUAUAAACCGCGUGGAUCACAGCAGUGGGUUAUUGUUGGUAUAACAUCGUAUGGCGUUGGUUGCGCGCGUCCCGGUUAUCCAGGAAUAUACACGAAUGUGGCCGCUUUUCUUGGUUGGAUUCAACAAAUCUCUCAUCAUCCACCAAUAACAAAUUUCUAUGUAUCAAAUCGAAAAGAAGGUUUUGCUGUACAAGGAAGUAUUUUGGCACGAUCAAAAUUCUAUGGCAAUAGCCUUUCGGCUAUACUCGACGGAGCUGCACGACUAACACUUCUCAGCCGAGGAGAGGAUUACAUUAUUACUAUGCCAUAUGCUAAUUGCAAAGGUAUUCUCAUUGGUAAAUUGACUAUGGAAUUAGGUGGUAAAGUAACAAUUGUUUGUGAAAAAACUCGUUACUCAGCUGAUAUCGAAUUUAAAUUAAAACCAUUUAUUGGUGGUCAAGAGCUUACGAAUCAUAUCGAAGGAAAAAUACGUCUGGAAAAAGACGUCAUAUACACGUUUUCAGGUCAUUGGGAUGACGAAAUAACAAUUGUUGAUAAAGCUACGAACGCGAAGAGUGUUUUUUGGAAAGUCACCCAAUCUGUUGUCAACUCACGGUUAAAACGCUAUGUCGUUCCACUUGAACAACAACAAGACAAUGAAUCUGAGAAAUUAUGGCAACGUGUCACAAUUGCGAUCAAACAGAAUGAUCAAGUCUCAGCAACCGAAGAAAAGACUAUUAUCGAAGACGAACAGAGAAGGCAGAUCAAAGAACGUAAAGCAACUGGUACUGAGUGGCAUCCACGCUUAUUCAACAUCGACCCAAGUACGAAAGAAUGGAUUUACACUUAUGCCGAUGCACGCCCAUGGGAUGCUCACAAUGACAUUUCAACUUAUGAAAGUAAUUUUGUUAUCUGUACGCGUACUCGUCAUCGCGCACAUAAUAUGAAUCAUACUACUCAAAGCUCGAAUCGUAACAAUUCUGCGAAUAAAUCCAUUGGGCAACCAUCCACUUUGGCACGUGGACCAUCUCCGUCAUUAAAUAAUAUUCGUGAAGAUGAAGCAUCUUCAGCGACGCCGACAAACGUCAAUCAACAAUCGUUGUUUUCGAAAAUUUCAGAAGAUCCAACCACCAAAUUAUUAAAACAUGUCGAAACUACAUUGACACGUAUUAACGAACGACUCGAUUCUCAUGAAAAAGAUCUCAAGACACUGAAAACGAAUCGUCUCAAUUCGAAUACCAAUCAAAUCACUCCGAUUUCACCGUAUAUUCAGUAUGUCUUAAUCAUAGUUGUGGCAAUCAUUCUGAAGUACAUCUUUCACUGA
Adineta ricciae is the source of this 1974-nucleotide messenger RNA. NCBI's taxonomy places the organism in Eukaryota, Metazoa, Rotifera, Eurotatoria, Adinetida, Adinetidae. The record is from the annotation of a GenBank genome assembly.